Messenger RNA from Phycodurus eques (leafy seadragon), 2919 nucleotides. RefSeq names its product dynein axonemal heavy chain 12-like. The transcript has 12 exons. Bases 117 to 1907 code for a protein of 596 amino acids. Gene Ontology annotation, biological process: intracellular signal transduction. Gene Ontology annotation, molecular function: protein binding. Gene Ontology annotation, cellular component: cytoplasm. NCBI's taxonomy places the organism in Eukaryota, Metazoa, Chordata, Actinopteri, Syngnathiformes, Syngnathidae. The record is from RefSeq and is a predicted model, not a curated record.
UAAAAAGUGUAGGACAGGAUUAGGAAGAGCUAAGCUGCCGUGAAGAAAACAUCUCAGCUAUUUUCAUCUGCAAAAGGACAAGCAGACGACAAGAGGCAAUCAAAAGAUUUUCAAAAAUGGCGACUGUGUCUCUUAGCAUGGAAUUCGAAGGAUUAGUGAUGAAGGAUGAGGAGGUGGAGGAUGAAGACGACGCAGCCGUGCAGUAUAUGAUCCAACAAAGCCUGUUGGACGCCAACAAACACAAGCAAGUCGGCACAAGUGCCACAACAACACACAGCUCUGAGGGCGCAGACGGUGUCUCCAUUUUCACCGCAAUAAGGCAAGGCCGUGAGAAGCCGGCGGAGGAUCUGAGCGUCAACCACAAAGAGGUUUUCUUCCAAACGGACGGCCGAGGAGGGACGGCCCUCCACGAGGCUUCGGCCCAGAGCAACCGAACCACGCUGGAGCUCACUUACGCAGCUACGGGCGACGAGGCCCUGGAGCGUCGGACGGCGCGAGGCGAAACGCCGCUCUUUCUGGCCGUGGAGCGAGGCCUCCUGGACAACGCCGACUUCCUGGUUAGAUGCGGCGCCCGGCCCGACGCGCAGAACCGGGACCAGGACUCGCCGCUGCUCGUAGGUGGGUUUUUGUACUCCUCUAGAGUGUUCAAAAAAAGAAUCCUAAAAGGUGGAAAACUCAAUUUCUGCGACGGCGGCGGUGCGUGGCGGCACCUUCGGAGGGGGGCGGCCGUCGACCGGGCGGGCCGCCACGACCGGCGGCCGCUCCGCGAGGCCUCGCCGGGGGACGGGGCGGCGCCCGACGCCCGCGGGCGCUUCGGACUCACGCCGCUGGCUCUGGCCGCGCAGGCGGGACACCUGGAGGUGGCCGAGGUCCUCCUCGGGGAAGCAGUCGGACCGAGCGAGUAUUCGAUUGUCGAUGCCGCGGCAGGAGCGGACGCGCUGUCGCAGGCUCAGGACGAGGCGUCCGUGCUGUACGAGUCGUGCGUCGGCGGGCACCUGCCCGUACACCGCGCCGCCCACAGGGGGCACCUGCGAGCCCUGACGCUGCUGAUUCCAGUCACUUCCACGGAAGACAUUUACAACAGCGGAAUGAGUCCAUUACAUUGCGCGGCUGCCGGGGGACACGCACACUGCAUCCAGGCGCUGCUGGAGGCGGGUUUCGACCCCAACUACAUGCCGCACCCGAGCGUGCGUCGCGGCUACGACGACGAGAGGAAGUCGGCGCUCUUCUUCGCCGUGUCCAACAACGACCUGCCGUCGGUGCGCCUCCUGCUGGAGGCCGGCGCCAUGACCAACCAGGACCCCGUCAAGUGUCUGCAGGUGGCUCUGCGUUUCGGCAACUACGAGUUGAUCCGAACGUUGCUGCGAUACGGCGCCAACGUCAACUUUUACUCCAGAAUCAACACCACGCAUUUCCCAUCGGCCCUGCAGUACGCGCUCAACGACGAGGUGGUUGUGAGGAUGCUGUGUAACUACGGUUACCACGUGGAGCGUUGUUUCGACUGUCCCUAUGGCAACGGAUCGCACGUUCCCGAGGAUUAUGAAGGCUGGACCAACACUGUCAUCAAAGACACCAUGUUCUGCGAGGUGAUCACGGUGUCGUGGCUCAAGCCCCUGUCUGGUCACGUGGUCCGGGUUCUGCUGGACUACGUGGAUCACGUGACCCUGUGCAGCAAACUCAAGGCGGCAGUCAUGGAGCAGCAGCAGUGGGGCGACAUCUGCAGGCUGCAAGAAAACGCCCGCUGCCUGCAGCAUCUGUGCCGCCUGCGCAUCCGCAGCUGCCUGGGCCGCCUGCGCCUGCGCUCGCCCAUCUUCAUGAGCUUCCUGCCGCUGCCGCCGCCGCUCAAGGACUACGUCCUGUACCGCGAGUACGACCUGCACGGACAACUGAAGAAUGCGCACACGUGAUUCAUAUUUUUUACUUGUUGCUACAAAACACAUGGAGUCACGCGGCUAAUUAAAGGCCUCGAUUAGGGCUUUCCAGAUAUGUAAUUAUAAUAUCAAUAACCCUGCAUGUGAUGAGGUAAUGACCAAAAAUAUGUUUUUGUCAAAUUUGACGAGUAACCAGCUCAAACAAAAUCAAUUUACAAAAAAGUACAGAGAGUAAUACCUCAAAUCAAAUGUCAUAGAGGGGGCUUUCCACAUUUGUAAUUAUUUUGUAAACAUAUCCUCAUAUGAUUAAGUCAUGACCAAAAAUAUGUAUUUUUAAUUACAGGGUCAAUUCUUUUGCAACAAAGUAAAUUUUCGUACCUCAAAGCUCAUCAGAGCUUUUCAGAUCCUUAAUAUAUAAUUGGGGGAGGGGGGUUAAAUUGGGUGGGUGUCAAAUUUGAUUAGUAACAGGGCCAAAUAUCAAUUUGCAACGAAGUACAUACAGUAAAGUGGCACAUUAAAUUUCCCAUGCUAUAACAUUUUUUUUUUUUUUUUUUCCAAUAAUCGAUGUCCUGGCGGUUUAGUGUUUAAAGGAUGUUACAUUCAAUCGACAAACCGAAUAGAUGUCACUUUAACCAGGUCACAGACUCAUUUUGACCUAAUUUAUGCAUAAAAAAGUGUGCGGGGGCUGAUCUUGAUAGCAUGGGACCUUUAAAUGAAAUGUCAUCAUGACAGCUUUCCAUAUCUGCAAUUAUGUUGCCAAUAAAUCAACAUAGCAUGAAGGACAAAAACUUUUUGUUUUUCCUAACCUGACUUAUUGGAAAGAAAAAUGCUCAUCAGGGGGGGGAUAAUUAAAAAAAAAAAAAAAAAAAAGUACACCAGGAGGCCAAAACCAUCUGGAAAGUUUUAAUCUCACGGUCACUGUUCUACCAAACAGUUAGGGAUUGUGUCAGCUGUAGAAAAUAAAUGCAAGUAAUAUAUAUCCAUGACAACAUCCAGGUGUGUAGGGGAGGGCGGCUCAUGCGACGCCUGAAAGCGGGGUGGGGGGCCU